Messenger RNA from Cajanus cajan (pigeon pea), 2632 nucleotides. RefSeq names its product auxin response factor 18. Gene Ontology annotation, cellular component: nucleus. NCBI's taxonomy places the organism in Eukaryota, Viridiplantae, Streptophyta, Magnoliopsida, Fabales, Fabaceae. Gene Ontology annotation, biological process: response to hormone; regulation of DNA-templated transcription. Gene Ontology annotation, molecular function: DNA binding. The record is from RefSeq and is a predicted model, not a curated record.
AAUAAUAAUAAAAAAAGUGUUGGGGUGGGAAGAAGAGGUUGGUUUCAUAUGGUAGCUUGCUUGCCCACAGUCUGAGUCUGAUAGUUUGAGAGAUCUGAAACAGUGAAAGUGUAAUUGGAGGGUGCAUGUUACAUGUUACAUGUUACAUGUUACAUGGUACAUGUUACAUGUUACUUGUUACUUUCUCAUUCUCUAACUCUCUCUCUCUGUUCCAAUGAAGGAAGCUGAGAAGCUAUUGGAUCCCCAGCUAUGGCACGCCUGCGCCGGUGGCAUCAUUCAGAUGCCGCAACUCAACUCCAAAGUCUUCUACUUUCCGCAGGGUCACGCCGAGCACGCCCACACCACCCUCGAUCUUAAGGUUCCGCCGCUCAUUCCGUGCACCGUCGCCGCCGUCAAGUUCAUGGCCGACCCCGAAACCGACGAGGUCUUCGCCAAGCUCAGCCUCCUCCCCAACUCCGACCUCGCCCGAGACUCCGGCGCCGCUGACUCCGCGCCGGAGGCGGCGGAGAAGCCGGCGUCGUUCGCGAAGACUCUGACGCAGUCCGACGCGAACAACGGCGGGGGGUUCUCGGUGCCGCGGUACUGCGCGGAGACGAUUUUCCCGCGGCUGGACUACACGGCGGAGCCGCCGGUGCAGACGGUGGUGGCGAAGGACGUGCACGGCGAGAUGUGGAAGUUCCGGCACAUUUACCGAGGGACGCCGCGUCGGCACCUUUUGACGACCGGUUGGAGCAGUUUCGUGAACCAGAAGAAACUGGUUGCUGGGGAUUCCGUUGUGUUUCUGAGGGCCGAAAAUGGUGAGCUGUGCGUUGGGAUUCGGAGGGCGAAGAAGGGAAUUGGUGGGUCUGAGGCUUGUUCAUCUGUGUGGAGUUCUGCUUCUGGGUCUGGGAAUUGUGGAAUUGGGCCUUAUGGGCCUUUCUCUUUUUUCUUGAGGGAGGAGAACAAGCAUUUGAGGAAUGGUGGUGGGAGGGUUAGGGUGAGUCCUGAGGCUGUGGUUGAAGCUUCGACUCUUGCUGCGAGUAAUAAGCCCUUUGAGGUUGUGUAUUACCCUAGAGCUAGCACUCCUGAGUUUUGCAUUAAGGCUUCUUCUGUCAGGGCUGCUAUGAGGAUUCAGUGGUCUUCUGGGAUGAGGUUCAAGAUGGCCUUCGAAACUGAGGACUCUUCCCGGAUAAGCUGGUUCAUGGGAACCAUUGCUUCUGUUCAGGUUCUUGACCCCAUCCGCUGGCCUAAUUCCCCUUGGAGGCUUCUUCAGGUCACUUGGGAUGAGCCAGAUUUACUACAAAAUGUGAAGCGUGUUAGCCCGUGGUUGGUUGAAUUGGUAUCAAACAUGCCAGUCAUCAAUUUCACACCCUUCUCUCCACCAAGGAAGAAGCUGCGGUUUCCACAGCACCCGGACUUCCCCCUUGAUGUUCAGUUUCCGAUACCAGCGUUUUCAGGGAACCACCUUGGGCCUAACAGCCCCUUUUCGGAUAAUGCUCCUGCAAGCAUACAGGGAGCCAGGCAUGCUCAAUUUGGAAUAUCUCUAACAGAUUUCCACCUAAACAAUAAACUGCAGCUGGGGUUGCUUCCAACUAAUAUCCAGCAACUUGAACUUUAUAGUGGAAUUUCAAAUGGUAACAUAGCCAACCAUGAUAAGAGCAAAGAAAACUUAUCAUGCUUGCUCACCAUGGGGAAAUCUAGCAAGAGUUUGGAGAAAUCUGAUGAUGUUGUUAAGAAACACCAGUUUUUGCUUUUUGGUCAGCCAAUUCUCACGGAGCAACAAAUUUCUAGCGAGGUGUUGUCUCACAGAAAAAAUUCACUAGAUGAUGAUAAGGACAAAGAGAAGUGCGUUUUGGAUGACUCCCAAUCUGCACUCUCACAACAGUUUUCACCAGGAAAAGCUUCUGCUGCUGAGUUUUCUUGGCACCUUGGCUUGGACACUGGUCAUUGCAAGGUUUUCUUGGAGUCAGAAGAUGUAGGAAGGACCCUAGACUUAUCACAUCUUGGUUCUUAUGAAGAGCUGUAUAGGAGACUAGCCAACAUGUUUGGCAUAGAAAGAUCUGAGAUUUUAAACCAUGUUCUCUACCGUGAUGCAACAGGUGCUGUUAAGCAAACUGGAGAAGAACCCUUCAGUGACUUCAUGAAGACAGCAAAAAGAUUGACAAUUCUAACAGAUUCAGGCAACAAGAACAUUAAAAGGGUCUGGAUCACUGGAACUAGGAAUGGUGAACAUGGGCUGGAUGCAUCAAAUAAAACAGGCCCGCUGAGCAUUUAUGCUUAAAAUAAUAUAUGAUGCAGCAUCUGAGUAGUGGAAGGACAGUUUUAACUCUAUUUACCUCUGCAAAGACUGAACAUGAACAUGAUCAUGGUUACUGCUGUUGCUGUGUACCAAAAUAAUAUUUUAUCUAGGUUGGCAUUGUUGGUUUAAUUAAGUGUACAAAUAAUGAUGCUCUUAUGAUGGUCAACUAUUAUUGUAAUAUUAACCAAGAUUUGGACCCCAUUUGGCAACUUGCACUGUUUUUCCAUUAUGCUCUCACAUGCUGCUGCCUACGUGUAUCCACGUCACCAUUUCUCUACAAACAUUAAAUUGAGGAAAGUUGUAAUGUGUGGACGAACAUAUUAACGCGUCACCAAUUUUUGAUAAUGUCUGCCA